AUGAGUAAAUAUACAGGAUUAGGUAUUGGAAUAGAUUUAGGUACAACAUAUUCAUGUGUUGGUAUUUGGCAAAAUGAUCGAGUAGAAAUUAUAGCAAAUGACCAAGGAAAUAGAACGACACCAUCAUAUGUUGCAUUUACUGAUACAGAAAGACUUAUUGGGGAUGCAGCAAAGAACCAAAUUGCAAUGAAUGUUAAAAAUACGGUAUUUGAUGCAAAACGAAUGAUAGGAAGAAGGUUUAGCGAUCCAACUAUUCAAAAUGAUAUGAAACAUUGGUCAUUUGAAGUAGUUGAUGAUGGACAUGAUAAACCACUAAUUGAAGUAGAAUAUAAAGGAGAAGUUAAAAGAUUUACACCAGAAGAAAUUUCAUCAAUGGUAUUAAGUAAAAUGAAAGAAAAGACAGAAACAUUUGUUGGAAAAGAAAUAAAGAAUGCAGUUAUUACAUGUCCAGCAUAUUUCAAUGAUUCUCAAAGACAAGCUACUAAAGAUGCAGGAACAAUUGCAGGAAUGAAUGUGAUGAGAAUUAUUAAUGAACCUACGGCAGCAGCUAUUGCAUAUGGACUUGAUAAAAAAAGUUCAGGAGAGAAGAAAGUAUUGAUAUUUGAUCUUGGAGGAGGAACAUUUGAUGUAUCAGUUCUUGCAAUUGAAGAAGGAGUGUUUGAAGUUAAAGCAACUAAUGGAGAUACACAUCUUGGAGGAGAAGAUUUUGAUAAUCGACUUGUUAAAUAUUUUAUUGGUGAAAUUGAAAGAACAUAUAAGAAAGAUAUUAGUGGGAAUGCACGAGCUGUUAGAAGAUUAAGAACAGCAUGUGAAAGAGCAAAAAGAACAUUAUCAAGUGCAAGUGUUGCUAAUAUUGAAGUUGAUCAAUUAUAUGAAGGAAUUGAUUUUUAUACAUCUAUUACACGAGCUAGAUUUGAAGAAAUCAACAUUGAUUUAUUUAAAUCAACUAUUGGACCAGUUUCAAGAGUAUUAGAAGAUGCUAAAAUAGAUAAAAGUAGUAUUGAUGAAGUAGUAUUGAUAGGAGGAAGUACAAGAAUUCCAAAAGUCGUUGAGAUAUUAAAAGAAUUUUUCAAUGGGAAAGAACCAAAUAAAAGUAUUAAUCCAGAUGAAGCAGUUGCGUAUGGAGCAGCAGUACAAGCAGCUAUAUUAACAGGAACCGGAGGGAAAGCAACAGAAGAUGUGUUAUUACUUGAUGUUGCACCACUUACACUUGGAAUAGAAACAGCAGGAGGAGUUAUGACAGCAUUAAUUGCAAGAAAUUCAACAAUUCCAGCAAAGAAAUCCGAAAUAUUUUCUACAUAUGCAGAUAAUCAAGCAGAAGUAUUAAUUCAAGUAUUUGAAGGAGAAGCAUCAAUGACAAAACAUUGUAAUUUACUUGGAAGAUUUGA
Molecule: messenger RNA, 1388 nt
Organism: Entamoeba histolytica HM-1:IMSS
Lineage: Eukaryota; Evosea; Mastigamoebida; Endamoebidae
Product: heat shock protein70, hsp70A2, putative
Exons: 1
Biological process (GO): protein refolding; cellular response to unfolded protein
Cellular component (GO): cytoplasm
Molecular function (GO): ATP hydrolysis activity; ATP-dependent protein folding chaperone; heat shock protein binding
Source: RefSeq, a predicted model, not a curated record